CUAAAUAAUAGCAACAACAACAGCAGCAAUAACAACAAAACGCAAAAGUUUAACAAAAACAAAAUCAACGCUCUAAUCACAACAAAACAAACGAGUGAGAGAGAGAGAGAGAGGCGAGACGGGAUGAGACAAGUGCGUAUGGAGCGAUUGUACACAAAAUGCAUCACAGAAUGCAAUUAAACCAAAUAAAUAUUUAAACAAAUACUGAAUUGUAUUUAGUAACAAUAAAAACAACAAAAAUAAACAAUACACACACACAUAUGUACGUUAAUUCGGAAUCAGACUCGGAGUACUCGCAGUGAGCAGACUGGCUGUAUAAACAAAAUUCUACGCACAUUGGUAGCACUGUUCUACCUCUCGCUCACGCGUCGCUGUCGCCGAGUACGGGCAAUACCGUCAACGUCAGUGUCUGCAGCGGCAGCUGCAUCUCAAGGUAGUUUCUAGUGUUUCUGUACCGGUACCGUGAGCGGACAUGGUCGUGCCCACAAUGGAUAGCCUGCCGCGCGUUCCCGACACACAUGGCGACAUCGUCGAUGAGAAAUUAUUCUCGGAUCUAUACAUACGGACCAGCUGGGUGGAUGCGCACGUUGCGCUCGAUCAAAUAGAUAAGGGCAAGGCGCGUGGCAAUCGCACGGCGAUCUAUCUGCGUUCAGUAUUCCAAUCCCACCUCGAAACGCUCGGCAGUUCGGUGCAGAAGCAUGCGGGCAAGGUGCUCUUUGUGGCCAUUCUGGUGCUCAGCACAUUCUGUGUGGGCCUGAAGAGCGCACAGAUACACUCGAAGGUGCACCAGCUGUGGAUACAGGAGGGUGGGCGGCUGGAAUCGGAGCUAGCGUACACGCAAAAAACCAUUGGAGAGGAUGAGUCAUCUACGCAUCAGCUGAUCAUACAAACGGCCCACGAUCCCAAUGCAUCGGUGCUGCAUCCACAGGCGUUGCUCUCCCAUCUAGAUGUGCUCGUCAAGGCGACGGCGGUCAAGGUGCACAUGUUCGACACAGAAUGGGGCUUACGAGACAUGUGCAAUUCUCCAACUACGCCCAGCUUCGAAGGACACUACUUCAUUGAGCAGAUCUUUAAGCAUUUAAUACCAUGCUCCAUAAUUACGCCACUGGAUUGCUUUUGGGAGGGCAGUCAGCUGCUGGGACCGGAAUUUCCCGUACAAAUACCUGGCCUUAAUCAACGCAUCACGUGGAGCACGCUUAAUCCUUCUAGUCUCGUGCAAUCCAUGAAGCAGCAAAUGUCCGAUCAGAAAAUCAGCUUCGACUUCGACACCGUGGAGCAGUAUAUGAAGCGCGCGGCUAUUACCACCGGCUAUACGCAGAAGCCUUGCCUGAACCCGGCCAAUCCACUCUGCCCGUCGACGGCCCCCAACAAGAACAGCCAACAGCCGCCCGAUGUGGGUGCUGCGCUCUCCGGUGGCUGUUACGGGUAUGCGGCCAAGUACAUGCACUGGCCGGAGGAGCUGAUUGUCGGCGGGGCGCUGCGCAAUCGCAGCGGUCAUCUCAAGAAGGCCAAGGCACUGCAGACGGUGGUCCAGCUGAUGACUGAGAAGGAAAUGUACGAUCUGUGGAACGACAACUACAAGGUUCAUCACAUUGGGUGGACGCAGGAGAAGGCCGCCGAGGUGCUUAACGCUUGGCAGCGCAACUUCUCAAAGGAAGUGGAGCAGCUGCUGCGGAAACAGCCGAGGGUGGCACACAAUUACGACAUUUAUGUGUUCAGUUCAGCCACACUGGAUGACAUAUUAGCCAAGUUCUCAAACCCAAGUGCUCUCAGUAUUGUUAUUGGUGUGACGGCAACGGUUCUAUAUGCGUUCUGUACGCUUCUUCGCUGGCGCGAUCCUGUACGUGGGCAGAGCAGCGUGGGCGUGGCCGGAGUGCUACUGAUUGGAUUCUCUACUGCUGCGGGCUUGGGCCUGUGCGCUCUACUUGGCAUCGUAUUCAAUGCGGCCAGCACCCAAGUGGUGCCUUUCCUGGCCCUCGGCCUGGGUGUGGAUCACAUAUUUAUGCUGACUGCGGCGUACGCUGAGAGUAAUCGCAAGGAGCAGACCAAGCUGAUAUUAAAGAAGGUUGGGCCGAGCAUCCUGUUCAGUGCCUGCAGCACAGCUGGCUCCUUUUUCGCGGCCGUCUUCAUUCCGGUGCCGGCCUUGAAAGUCUUUUGCCUGCAGGCCGCCAUCGUUAUGUGCUUCAAUUUGGCAGCUGCCCUGCUGGUCUUUCCGGCCAUGAUUUCACUGGACUUGCGACGACGCACGGCAGGACGGGCGGACAUCUUUUGUUGCUGUUUCCCUGUGUGGAAGGAGAAGCCUGCCAUCUUACCUGUUACCCUAAUGAACAACAACAACAACAACAAUACGAGCAGCUCGCGCUAUAACAAUACGCGGAGCGGACGAUCAGCCAUCAAAAACUGUAACAACAAUCGGGCGGCGUUAGCCCAACAGCAGCCACAGCCACAGCCCCAGCAAGAUCCGCUCUUGGAGCAGUGUGCGGCGAAUGGGGGCAAGAGCCAGACAAGUCUGCCAAGCUUUUCUCUCUCCGAAUUCGCCUACAAGUACUACACUCCGUUUCUGAUGCGCAGCUGGGUUAAGUUUCUGGCAGUCAUGGGCUUCCUCAGCGCCUUGAUCUUCAGCCUGUAUGCAUCGACGCGCCUGCAGGACGGUCUCGAUCUUAUAGACCUGGUGCCUAAGAACAGCAACGAGCACAAGUUCCUGGACGCACAGUCGCGACUCUUUGGCUUCUACAGCAUGUAUGCCGUGACCCAAGGCAACUUCGAGUAUCCAACGCAGCAGCUUCUCCUGAAGGAGUAUCACGACGCCUUUGUGCGAGUGCCGCAUGUUAUCAAGAACGAUAAUGGGGGCCUGCCGGACUUCUGGCUGCUGCUCUUCCGCGACUGGCUCCUGAAUCUGCAGCGAAUCUUCGACGAUGAGCUGCGAGCCGGUCGUCUCACGCAGGAGAGCUGGCACAAGAACGCCAGCAGCGACGCCAUUUUGGCUUACAAGCUGAUCGUGCAGACCGGCUAUGUGGAUAACCCCAUUGACAAGAACCUGGUGCUGCAAAAUCGUUUGGUUAACAGCGAUGGCAUUAUUAAUCCUAAGGCCUUCUACAACUAUUUGUCAGCUUGGGCAACAAAUGAUGUCUUCGCUUAUGGAGCAUCGCAGGGCAAACUUUAUCCGGAACCGCGUCAGUAUUAUCAUGUGCCGUCCGAGUACGAUUUGAAAAUACCCAAGAGUCUGCCGCUGGUCUAUGCUCAGAUGCCAUUCUACUUGCACGGCCUGACGGACACGUCGCAGAUCAAAGCGCUCAUUGGUCACAUUCGGGAUUUGAGUGUGAAGUAUGAGGCCGCAGGACUACCCAACUAUCCAUCGGGCAUACCCUUUAUAUUUUGGGAGCAGUACAUGACACUGCGAUCCUCGCUGGCGCUCAUUCUCGCCUGUUCAGUGCUGGCGGCCUUGGUUCUUGUCUCCGUGCUGCUCCUGUCAGUGUGGGCCGCGGUCCUGGUCGUCUGCAGUGUGCUGGCCUCUCUGGCUCAGAUAUUUGGCGCCAUGACGCUCUUGGGUAUUAAGCUGUCGGCCAUUCCCGCCGUCAUCCUCAUUCUCAGCGUGGGAAUGAUUCUUUGCUUCAACGUUCACAUCUCGCUGGGUUUCAUGACUUCGGUGGGGAAUCGUACGCGCCGCGUUCAUCUGGCCAUGCAAUUGUCAAUGGGUCCUUUGGUGCACGGCAUGCUGACCUCUGGCGUGGCCGUUUUUAUGCUGUCGACAUCGCCCUUUGAGUUCGUGAUACGGCAUUUCUUUUGGCUGCUGCUGGUCGUGCUUUGCGUGGGCGCCUGCAACAGUCUCGUCGUCUUUCCCAUACUGCUGACCAUGUUGGGUCCCGAGGCGGAGUUGGUGCCACUCGAGCAUCCCGAUCGCAUAUCCACGCCCUCACCGGUCCUCUCGCGCGGCAGCAAGCGUUCGAACAAGACGAUUGUGGUCAAUGGAUCGCGCAGCUCCCGGAACUCCUCCUCCAACAAUUGCCAGAAGGCCCAUCACUACCACAAGGAGAUCAACAUCAAUGACCCCUCAUUGACCACAAUUACCGAGGAGCCGCAAUCCUGGAAGUCCAGCUCCUCCUCCAUACAAAUGCCCAACGAUACCAGCCACCUGAACAUGAACAACAUGAACAUCAACUAUCAGCAGCAACAACAACAACAGCAGCAACAACAGCAACAGCAGCAUCAACAUCAGCCACCCUGUCAACAGUCCUCCUAUGGACUGGGGGCCCAUGCGCCCCCUCCCUCGUACCUUAAGGCGGCUCAGCUGCCACCCAACUAUCCGCCAGAGGUGCAGAGCAUUGUGGUGCAGCCGGAGGUGACGGUGGAGACGACGCACUCGGACUCCAACACCACCAAGGUGACGGCGACGGCCAACAUUAAGGUAGAGUUGGUAACUCCGGGUCGGGCGAUGCGGAGCUACAACUUUACGAGUUAGCAUUAGAAAUAGUUCCUGUAGCAUCUAGAAUAUUAUCAAUAGCCUAUAGCCAGUAACUGUAACUGUAGCUGUAUCUUGUAUCUGUAUCUAUACUAUAGAUAUAUAUCUAUAUAUUUGUAUGUGUAUGUGUA
This is a messenger RNA of Scaptodrosophila lebanonensis, 4590 nucleotides long. RefSeq names its product protein patched (gene ptc). The transcript is spliced from 6 exons. The record is from RefSeq and is a predicted model, not a curated record. Lineage: Eukaryota; Metazoa; Arthropoda; Insecta; Diptera; Drosophilidae. Gene Ontology annotation, cellular component: plasma membrane. Gene Ontology annotation, biological process: smoothened signaling pathway. The coding region runs from base 473 to 4459 and encodes 1328 amino acids. Gene Ontology annotation, molecular function: hedgehog family protein binding; smoothened binding; hedgehog receptor activity.